UUCUCAUCUAACAGGUAUAAGGAAAAGCAACGUGCGGUGGGCCUUCCAGGAACAAUGUGAAAGGAUCAUCUUUGGACCAAUAAAGUGUUGGUGAUUUCUUCGUUACACAGACCAAACUGUUUGUAUAUCAUUUUUGGUACCGAACACACUCACACACACAUACAUUUAUAUAUAUAUACAUAUACAAAUUGUGAGGGGGGAAUAAUGUUGGCUUGCGUGUGUCAGCCGGCCGAUCCUACGGUUUUCCGCAGAAGCCCCAUCCCCCUCGGCACCCCCCCUUUGAAGUUAAGCAAUAAGGGUACCAGGGGUAGCGGUUGUGCAGUCACCCCAAAGCCAGGCAGAAUCUAUCGGAUACCUGUCGUAAUCACAACAGAACCGAAGAACUCGGCACACCUGACUCAGACCGCAGUCGGUGCAGUCGCGACCAAAGGCAAACUAUCAGAUAGUCCUCCCAAUUCGGACAUGAAAAUCAAAUCCAGAAAAGUGAAAAACAGUGAUGACAUGUGCGUGAGUGGACCAUUACAACAGCAAGCAACGCAGACGACAAGUGAACGAAAACUGGAUAUAACCUCAUCCUCAUCCUCUGCUGCUGUCGCUGUCGUUGACUGUUUGCAAAAGUUACCCGACGGUGUGCAGUUGACAUUGAGUGAGCUGCGCGAUAUGGCAUGCAGACAGCAGGCACAGAUCGAGUCGCAGCACCAGCUGUUGGCUGCCAAGGAACAGAGGUUGAGGUAUCUUAAGGAGCAAGAGGCUAGGCAGCAGAGGGUGCAGGCGGAGAGCGAGAGGUUACGACGGCUUCGAGACCGAGUCGACGCUCAGGAGCUGAAACUGAGAAAAUUGAGGGCCAUCAGGGGACAAGUGGACCACCAAAAGCAGAAUAACAUCUCGCUUACCAGUGACCUUGAUUCGAUUCGGGCUCUGUUCAAUGAAAAGGAAAAGGAAUUAUCGUUGGCUGUGGCCAAAGUGGAUGAGUUGACUAAGCAAUUGGAGGAGCUGCGCAGGGGAAGAUCGAACCGGGAUCAACCGCCAGCCUCGGCCCUGGAGUUGGAUAAACUGAGGAGGGAACUUAUGUAUCGAAACAAGCUGAACGAACAGCAGAAUCAUCGUCUAAACCAGCAACGUGAGGCAUUGACGGCACGACAGGAAGAGAUGAGUGCAAUUGACAAAAGGAUAUCUGAGCUUCAAGAACGUUUACAUAGGAAGAGACUUCUUAAUCAGCAACUUGCCAAUCAAAUUAGCGCGGCGUCACAUAAAGCGACCUUUCACCAGUAUGUUAGAUUACCUGGUUCAACUGACCAGAAUAAUCAGGGAUACCCGAGGAAACCGCAACCGUGUAACAACCAUCCUACGAACGGUUUGUCGCGCAGCAAUAUUGCUGCCGUUGAACCCUAUAAUCACGUUCCUCUGAGCGCAGGACAACCCGUCCGGCAUGGACCAUUACAAGAGAACACUACAUAUCAUCCAGUGUAUCAACAGAAUCAUCAUAUCAAAAGCGACUCUGAACCCAAACAGGAAACCGAGAAAAUUGCCAAUUACGGGGGCCAAGAUGCCGAUCUCCUGAAAGAUUUCAACGUUUCGAAAUCGGAUCCCAAAUAUCAAACCUUGCCAUACAAUACCAAGUUCACGGUGAAUCUGGUUCCCAACAAAAAACUGGACGGACAAGAUCAAGAUGUCCUGAAGGAAAGCGACUCACAUAAUGGGAACAUUAUCCAAUCGCAAAUGGUCCACAGCGCGCCGCUCAAUAUACUCAACAAAAAUAUUGCCACGCCGCUGAAUCAAAACGAUUUGAUCAAUAAAAGAAAUGAUAAGGAGAACGAUGAUCGUAGACAUUUUACGCAGAACGGAAACAAAAUGCACGACAACAACAACAUGGUUAACAACAACACAACUAUGUAUCAGAAACCUAUCAGCAGCGUCGCUCCAACAUCUGUACAUCAUUCAGGAAAGUUGUCCAACAUUUAUCAAACAUCAUCAAUUAAGGUGCAGCCAGUCGAGCCCCAAACAAUUUUGAGUACAACAAAGCAAACCCCAUUGAAUUCAUCCCACAUACCUUUAUUAUCCCCGCCUCAAUCGACAAGCACGCCUGUUGCAACACCCGAUAAUUCAUCGUCUGACAAAACGCCGAAACCGGCGUUGCCGCCGAAGCCUGCGAUCAAGCCACCUCCAAGACAAACGCAGCAGCCCUUCGAGGAUAACCAAGUGCCGCCACCCUUGCCACUAACAGAGCCACCUGAAGAAAAGCCUUCGGCUACGCUGAGUCUUGCCUUAAGCAAACUGCAAGGUAACUUUUCUCAAAUGACUAUUAACACAAACCAAAAAGGAACACCACAAGGAUCACCAUCGACUAAUUCACCUGUCCAACAACACUCUCCGGCCACGAGCUCACCUGUUCUGCAGCACUCUCCACAACUACCCUUAAGUAACAGUAGUAGUAGUAGUAGUGCAAAUGAUAACAUGCCGAUCAUUAAAGCGAAACCGCUUACGAUUAAAAAGCAAAUGCUCAGUGAACAGCCUAAACUAAGAACACUCACUUCUUACUCCCGACUGAACGGCUUAACAACGACUAACCGUAGGAUAGAAAUGCCAUCGGUUAUUAAUUUUCCAGAACCAGAGCCGAAAGCUGCGGACGAAACGGAUAAAAUGGAGAGCAGCAAUGAGAACAAGGACGGCAGCGUCGUGGUGAGACGCUGUAAAAAGGGCAAUUUGAAGCAAGACGGCAAAGCGAACUUGUCAAGGCGUGUUAGCUUUGACCCUUUAGCUCUGCUCCUGGACGCAAGCUUAGAAGGCGAAUUGGAGCUGGUUAAGAAGACAGCCACGCAGGUUGCAAAUCCUUCGGCGGCUAACGAUGAAGGAAUCACUGCCUUACACAACGCAAUUUGCGCUGGACAUCUAGAAAUCGUUAAAUUCCUGGUGGAAUUUGGCUGUGACGUAAACGCUCAAGACAGUGAUGGAUGGACCCCGCUACAUUGCGCGGCAAGCUGCAAUAACGUUGCAAUGGUUCGCUUUUUGGUGGAACACGGUGCUUGCAUAUUUGCAACAACUUUGAGUGACCACGAGACAGCAGCUGAAAAGUGCGAGGAAGAUGAAGAGGGAUUCGACGGAUGUUCAGAAUAUUUAUACAGUGUACAAGAGAAAUUAGGAAUUCUCUCUGGUGGAGCAGUAUUCUCUGUCUUUGAAUACGCAGCUCAACAGCCCGAUGAGCUCAGUUUCACAGCAGGACAACAAUUGACAGUUUUACGAAAAGGAGAUGAGAGUGAAAGGGAAUGGUGGUGGUCCAGACUUGGAGAUAAAGAAGGUUAUGUUCCUAGAAAUUUACUAGGGUUAUAUCCAAGAGUAUCAAAGGUAGAAGAUUAAAGGUCUUCGUGAAGCUAGUGUAUAAUGAUAUGAAUUUUUAAGUACCUUUUUGCCUUUUUGCGAAUACUUUAAAACAAUUUAAGACGACGUUUCAUAACACCACCAUCAGCAUUUUUUAGUUGUUUUUUUUUUAUUUGUCUACCUUUGCUCAAUAUUUUGCUAUAUUGUGUAGUCGAAAGGUUCACACUAUUCCUAUGUUUUUAUAUAUGUUAUAAUAUAUUUUUUAAUUAAUUAA
This is a messenger RNA of Nicrophorus vespilloides, 3589 nucleotides long. It is a transcript of the gene ASPP, whose product is annotated as apoptosis-stimulating of p53 protein 2. NCBI's taxonomy places the organism in Eukaryota, Metazoa, Arthropoda, Insecta, Coleoptera, Silphidae. The record is from RefSeq and is a predicted model, not a curated record. Gene Ontology annotation, biological process: regulation of apoptotic process. The transcript has 9 exons. The coding region runs from base 205 to 3354 and encodes 1049 amino acids. Gene Ontology annotation, cellular component: nucleus. Gene Ontology annotation, molecular function: p53 binding.